CUGUUUAAACUGCCCCCACCACCUCCACUCCCAUUUCCUCUCAAUACUGGGGAAACAUUUUACGUAUUGAAUAAACAUUGAUUCAUCUCUUAUAUGCAAACUUAUAUAGGCCUAUGUUCUCCUCUUCCUGAAUGUAAUUCUGAAGUCGGGGGUCCCCUGUUCGCUGAGAUCAAUGACAUGACUGGCAUAGCCUUGAGAGAUUUACCAUCAUCCUCGUUCAUUUCCUGAAAACAAGUUUGUUAUCAUUUUUCCUUUUCGUACUUGAGUGACUCAUGGAUUCUCUGUCGGUCUCUCAUAAAUACCAUAUAAAUACAAGUUUAUAGGGACAUGUCUUCUGUGGAGACCAUCAUAUCUGGAGGUCUUGAAGAUAUCGCUGCUCGUACUUAAGAACUUAGCUUAAGAUUUAGAAUUUCAUUUUUUUUUUAUAAAUUUGUAAACUUUCAUUUUUUGAGGGAUAUUUCUAUUUCUAAGUCAGCAAUUUUCUAUUGAUGCCCACCUGGUCGGCUUGGUCAAUCAUGCUUUUUGCCUGUUUUCUCGCCUUUUUUACUCUUCUUCCAACGCUUCAUUGGUGUAUAUAUAUUCCUGAGCAGAAUGUGCUUUUUGCAUUCAGCACACAAGUCAGGGAACGCCUGCUCUACACAGAGAACAGAUUACAAGGGCUGUUCCUUGAAAUGAAUCCCGAUGGCUCCGUCAGAGGUUCUCCGGAGCAGAGACAAAACUGUGUGCUGAAACUGCGUUCAGUGAAAGCGGGCAAGACGGUCAUCCAGAGUGCGGCUACAUCUCUCUUCCUUUGUGUGGAUGAUGAAGACAACUUGAAAGGACAGCUGCAGUACUCUGAAGGAGACUGCAUCUUUCAGGAAUUACUGGAAGAUGGAUAUUCUUCUUUCCUUUCUCCACACACUCAGCUUCCUGUGUCGCUCCGCUCAAAGCAGUCUGGACAGAAACAUGGGGCUCCACUUUCUCGGUUCCUCCCCAUUAUGAAUACGGUGGCAGCGGACAGCCAGAUACAGGAGGUGAAACAGUAUAUUCAGGAUUUAAACCUCAACUCUGAUGACCCACUUGGAAUGGGACAUCGGUCACACAUACAGACUAUCUUCAGUCCCAGUCUGUAUGCUAAGAAAUGAGGACGGGUGAACGUCAGUUAUGGAGGCACUCUUUACAUUAUCACUGGACUGCAAGGUUAAAAAUGUUUUGUUUCUGUAUUUUGUUGCCUGAAGCUGUAUUUAUUUGAAUUUAUUUAUUUAUUUACUAUGGUCUAAAAUUAUUUAAAUGAAUUAAUUAUUUAAAGUAUCAUUGUUAACUUAAACAUUGUUAUUACUGUAAAUUAAACAUUACAUUUUCAAUAAUGUGAGAGAUAUCUGCUGGAGCAGUUUGUUUGUUCUUUUUGUAGUUCACUUGUAGAGUCACUUCAGUAUGAUUCUUGUGUGAUUAAAAAUUUUAAUAAAUAGUACACCAACAUG
This is a messenger RNA of Pimephales promelas (fathead minnow), 1460 nucleotides long. RefSeq names its product fibroblast growth factor 21 (gene fgf21). NCBI's taxonomy places the organism in Eukaryota, Metazoa, Chordata, Actinopteri, Cypriniformes, Leuciscidae. Gene Ontology annotation, molecular function: growth factor activity. The record is from RefSeq and is a predicted model, not a curated record.